Messenger RNA from Kockovaella imperatae, 1976 nucleotides. RefSeq lists its product as hypothetical. The transcript is spliced from 5 exons. Bases 340 to 1719 code for a protein of 459 amino acids. The record is from RefSeq and is a predicted model, not a curated record. Lineage: Eukaryota; Fungi; Basidiomycota; Tremellomycetes; Tremellales; Cuniculitremaceae.
UGGAUUCAAUUUCGAGGGGUGCACACUCAUUUUCGCAGCUUUCCUCUCGCAGCCCCCCCCCCCGCGCCGGCCGCCGCUGCGUGCUGCUGCUUGCUGGCUUGCUGCCUGUCUGCCUCAACCUUGCUUUUGGACAUUACAAUCUCACAUCGUCUCAUCUUCAUUCCACAUCUCAAUAACCUGUUCAGAUACACUCUCUCUUGGGUGAUACCGGCGUCAACUUCCCACACGUACACACACUCUCUCUCUCUGUCUCACACACAACCACACAAAAACACUCAAGACUCUCUCGUCUGAAUCCUACGCUCGGCUUUCGGUUCCCCAACAAGCAAAAAUUCAAGGAUGAAUCCUCCUGCCGGACCCGGAGGACCAGCUCAACAGUCAAGCACGAGUGUGCUGUCGUCCACCUCUACGUCGACUACCUCUUCCACCUCUACCACCCUUUCCUCAACUUCUACUACGUCCACCUCCUCUUCGACUUCAACAUCCACUACCUCCUCAACAUCCUCCACUUCCACAUCCUCGUCUUUAUCCUCCUCAUUCAUUCCGUCCUCCUCGUCUUCGUCGUCAUCCUCAACAUCGAGCUCUGCCUCAUCGAGCAUCACAAGCUCUUCAGCAGUCUCUUCAUCUUCUUCGUCCGCCUCAUCCUCAUCCUCUAGCUCUGCAUCUUCAUCUUCGACCUCCUUCAUCGCAUCGAGCACGUCAUCAUCAACCUUCUCAUCAAGUGCAUACUCAUCUUCAUCGACAAUCUCGUCAUCUUCUUCGGCUUCUUCCGCAUCUUCUACCCGAAACGCCGAUCACGGCGGAAAGGCCAGUUCACAUACGGACAUUGGAGCUAUCGUCGGCGGAGUCGUGGGCGGUGUCGCCGCUUUGGCUCUCCUUGGGCUCCUCCUUUUUUUCCUGCUCCGUCGCAAGAGGAGAGAGGAUGCAUUUGACGAAAAGACGUUUGCUCCUGCCAACCGGCAUUCUGUCAACGAUCCCAUCGAUCUCAUCGAACCCUCGGUUCCUAAUGUCGGAAGUCCCAUUGCCCCGUCUGGGCCUCGAGUAGACCCAUUCCCAUAUGGAGCGGCCGCCGCAGGUGCCGGUGCUGCUGGUCUUGGAGCCGCUGCUGCUGCACACCAUCACGGUCAUGGAUCGCCGGAGCAGAAUUACGACCCAUACUCGGCUCAGCACCCCGCUUCCAUGCAAUUCCCAGAUGCCAGGAAUUACAUGACAAACCCAAACUACGGCUACGGAGGCGGAGGCGGGCAAGAUGGUGGAUAUGGGGUGGCUGCGGGAAUGGCAGGUGGCGGAGCCGCUGCGGGAUACGCAGCGCAUCAAGGUUACGAUUCUCGUGACCCAUACGCGCAGUCGAACCCUUCCAACUAUUCUAGAUCGACAUCCGCCAUGUCACCUGGAGGAGCUCAAGGCAGUGCCUCGGCUGUGCCUCCUCUGGUCGGUGCAGCGGGUAUGAGCCAAUCUGCUAUUGCCAAGCAACGCGAGGCAGCGGCGGAACGGGCAAGAGGGAGACCUUCGAACGGAUACGAGGACUCAGACGGAGCUGGUCGUGCACCCCAACGAAACAGCGCCGAUGGAUCACAGGAUGAUGGAAACGUCAGGAGAUCGUCGAGCGGUGGAGUGUACCAACACACUGAUUAUGGAAGUGUACCAGAGGACGAAGGGGAGCAGGAGGGUGAUGGACCCACCGAGAUUCCACCAGGGUAUCACUCGAUCAGACGAUAGAACUUGAUCACGCGACGGUCAAUUUCGGUGGAUCCGAUCGUAUUCAGACCCGAGCUGGUUUCUGGGAUUUGGCAAACAGACUGACGGGCCUGGAUGGCAAGUCUGCAUGGGUUUGGGAUUCGAUUCAUAUAAUUACAUGCUCCUUUUCGAGCCAUCAAAGGCGUCUCGCAGCUCAUACACGGUCUGCGCGCUUUCAAAAGUAUAGAUAGCGUCGUGCAUUCUACUGGCUGGCUCUUGCAUGUAAUGCGUGAAAUUCA